This is a messenger RNA of Aphanomyces astaci, 1834 nucleotides long. Its product is annotated as CAMK/CAMK1 protein kinase. The record is from RefSeq and is a predicted model, not a curated record. Bases 19 to 1782 code for a protein of 587 amino acids. Gene Ontology annotation, molecular function: protein kinase activity; ATP binding. Gene Ontology annotation, biological process: protein phosphorylation. Lineage: Eukaryota; Oomycota; Saprolegniomycetes; Saprolegniales; Verrucalvaceae. The transcript has a single exon.
CCAACACACACGAACAACAUGGAGGACCGAGUGAGCUAUGCUCUGGCGGCGCUCCCUCCAGGCAAGUCGAAGGAUGACGUGCUCCACAGCGGCAUCCUUCUCAAGCGAGGACAUGUGAGGAAGAACUGGCUCAUGCGGUUCUUCGUUCUCACCAGUGGCGCCUUGCGAUACUACCGGAAACCUCCUGGCAGCAGAAGCACAACUUGGAGCGUCGAUCCGCGCUACCUCCGGGGGGAGUUGCCUCUUGCUGACAUCAUCCACGUGGAAAGCGACGAUAGUUCUCCACAACGAGGUCAACAGCCGCGCACGUACCGCUUCACGAUCACCGUCCUUCGCCAUCGCAUCCUGUUCCUGUUGCGCCGACCAGUCCGGUUCCACGUGCAAGCUGCCACCGAAGACGAGCGAGACAAGUGGCUGCGGAUCCUCAAGGAGCCCAGGAAACCUUUGUCCAAGGUGACGUUGCCCCACCUCACGUCGGCGUUGGAUUUGUACCUGCACUUCGCCGCCGACCAUUCAAACUCCUCCUCCCCGAUUCCAUCCGCGACUACGGUGGACAAGGGCACGGCCAAGAUGCUCAGUCAGGACUUUCCCCUCUUCUUGGCGCUCCUGCGGGACAUGCACGUGGUUGAGUCUGCCCACGAUCUCGUGCGGAUCCUCGACCAGGUCCAGGGCGAAGUCGACGACGGGCGGUACAACGACAUGCUCAAGCGCAUGUUGGCAGUCGCGGCCGAGCUCAAGCUGGAGCGACGGCCUUCUCUGUGGACAAAAGACGUGCAAAUGGCGUACAGCUCCGUGAUGAAGUCCAUGUAUCGGAGCCAGCCUGGCAACAGCGGCGGCCACUCGACCUCUCGGCUGCUGCAGCCCCUGCCUUCGAAACCCAAGUACACAUUGGGCCGAAUCUUGGGCAGCGGCGCGCACUCCGUCGUCCGUGUCGGGUACACGUCGUCGCAUACCCAAGUGGCCGUGAAGUGCAUCGCCAAGACCCAGUCGUCAUGUUCGACUGAAUUGCUACGGGAAGUCGAGUUGCUUAGAUCGCUGUCCCACCCAAACCUGGUUCCGUGCCUGGAUUUCUAUGAAACCCCUGGGUUUUAUGGCGUCGUGACCCCCCUCUGCACCGGCGGCAUGCUCCUCACGGACCUCAUGACCCGGCCGCGGUACUCGGAAGCCGACGCGCGGCGCGUGAUGGUCCAGCUCGCCGGCGCCCUCGCCUACCUCCACGCCAACGACGUUGUCCACCGCGACGUCAAGCCCGACAACAUCCUUCUCUACACGUCCGCGGCCAACUCGCCCAUCCUGCUCGCGGACUUUGGGUUCGCCAAGCGCUUAGUCGGGUCGACCCGGGGCACGAGCUGCGGGACCCCGGGGUACAUGGCGCCCGAAGUGCUGCUCGGCCGCGAGUACGGCAGCCCCGUGGAUUGCUGGAGCUUGGGCGUGGUGCUGUUCAUCUUGUUGUGCGGAAAGCCCCCGUUUCCCGGCUCCAACCACGCCGACAUUUGCAAUCGAGUGGUGGAGGCCAGCGUGAGUCUGGACCAUCCCAACUGGAAUGUCGUGACGGACGCAGGCAAGCAGCUGACGCUCAAGCUGCUCGUGGCCGAUCCCGCGGACCGACUCACGGCCGCCGAGGUGCUCGAGGACCCGUGGAUGACGGCGGACGAAUCCGACUUGGACCUCCCCGGCGUGCUCGAGACGCUCAGGAGUUCCAUGGGCAUGCUGUCCAUGUCAGAAUUGGACCAAGUCGACGACAUGACGCUCGACUUGGAGCUGUGUGCCCCGCUCGACUGAUCUCGCGGCUAAUUUAAUCAACUAACUUAAUACAUAGGACUGUAGUUACUUG